AUGCAGUUUGGUGUUUCGAUCUUUUUCUACACUGGAUUACGCUAUAGCUCACCAACACUUGCAUCAGCAACGAUUAAUCUUUCACUUGCUUUUACUUUCAUUGUAGCCAUCAUUUUCAGGAUGGAGAUUUUGAAUCUACGUUCACAAAGUAGGAUACUAAAGUUGAUAGGAACCAUAGUAUCAAUUAGUGGAGCA
Messenger RNA from Chenopodium quinoa (quinoa), 195 nucleotides. Its product is annotated as WAT1-related protein At3g28050-like. The annotation marks the transcript as partial. The transcript has 2 exons. Gene Ontology annotation, molecular function: transmembrane transporter activity. Gene Ontology annotation, cellular component: plasma membrane. The record is from RefSeq and is a predicted model, not a curated record. Lineage: Eukaryota; Viridiplantae; Streptophyta; Magnoliopsida; Caryophyllales; Amaranthaceae.